Molecule: messenger RNA, 441 nt
Organism: Brassica napus (rape)
Lineage: Eukaryota; Viridiplantae; Streptophyta; Magnoliopsida; Brassicales; Brassicaceae
Exons: 1
Coding region: 1-441 (146 amino acids)
Source: RefSeq, a predicted model, not a curated record
AUGUGGGUAGCGAACUACGAUCGCCUACCGACAAGAUCAAGACUGAUCUCUUGGGGUCUUGCAAUUCCAGCGACGUGUCCUCUCUGCGCAGCUCUCCCGGAAACGCGUGAUCACUUAUUUAUCUCCUGUCCAUAUACCGGCGAUAUAUGGACUCAGGUAUUCGCUAGAUGCAACCCUCCCUCGCGGAUGUUUGCGGACUGGAACGAGCUCCUAUCCUGGAUCCGAACAGCUACGUCGAAGAGGAAGGUCAUGCUAAGGAAGCUGGCUUCUCAAGCGGUGAUCUUUCAUGUAUGGAAACAGAGGAAUAACCUGAUUCACAAUGCUACUGCCCUGUCUGCUACAACCGUCUUCAUUUCUCUUGACAGGGAGUUGAGGAAUUUAAUCUCCUCUAGAAGAACCAAGAAACAUUUUAGCUCACUUAUGGCUUUAUGGAUUAGAUAG